This is a messenger RNA of Lathyrus sativus (Indian pea), 1761 nucleotides long. NCBI's taxonomy places the organism in Eukaryota, Viridiplantae, Streptophyta, Magnoliopsida, Fabales, Fabaceae. The record is from the annotation of a GenBank genome assembly.
AUGGGUUCUCUUGACUGUGUUCCAUCGCUUGAAGAUGGUGCGGCGGUGUUGUCUCUGAAUUCGCUACCGUUAGGGUUCCGAUUCCGACCUACCGACGAGGAACUUAUCGAUUACUAUCUACGUUCCAAGAUCAAUGGAAAUGGUGAUGAGGUUUGGGUUAUACGAGAAAUUGAUGUCUGCAAAUGGGAACCCUGGGAUAUGCCUGAUUUGUCAGUGGUACGAAACAAGGAUCCGGAGUGGUUCUUCUUCUGUCCACAGGAUCGAAAGUAUCCAAACGGACAUCGUUUGAACAGAGCAACCAAUCAUGGAUACUGGAAGGCAACAGGCAAGGAUCGGAAAAUCAAGUCUGGAACCCUCUUGAUUGGAAUGAAGAAGACUUUAGUUUUCUACAGCGGCCGUGCACCUAAAGGAAAGAGGACUAAUUGGGUUAUGCAUGAGUAUCGUCCCACCUUGCAGGAGCUUGACGGUACCAACCCAGGACAGAGUCCAUAUGUUCUCUGUCGAUUGUUUAAGAAAAACGAUGAGAGCAUUGAAGCAUCAAACUGUGGUGAAGUGGAGCAGACGAAUUCAGCUCCCAUGGCUGCCAAUUACUCUCCGGAAGAAAUACAAUCUAAUCCAGCUCCUAUUACAGCACCCACAUCACAGGUCACGGAGGAGGAUAAGCAGCUAGCUGUUAUCCCCGAUAUCUAUGAGGAAACAAUAUCCAACGCUAUAAACUCAGUUGAGUGCCAUAGUGAUGGAUAUGAUGCUCAUGAUGUCCAAAAACAAAUUGAAAAACUAGCUGCAGAGGAGGAUCAUGCGAUGAACUUUGACAUAUAUUAUAACCCGAAAGAUGGUCUAUUAUUAGACGACAGGUUAUUCUCGCCAGUUUUGACACACAUGCCACCUGAAUUUGAUUAUCAGGCAAACAGUGAAUCAGAUGGUCAAUGUGGGCUUCAAUAUGGUACCAAUGAGAUAAAUAUUUCAGACUUCUUAGAUUCAAAUCUUAAUUGGGAUCAAAUUCCCUGUGAGGAGUCCAGUAGUUACCCCCAGAACUUCACCCCCUUAUUAACUGUUAAGGACAAUGGUUCAGGAAGCGACUCAGACGCAGAAGUAGCCAAUAUGAUGACUUGUACACAAGUUGCUUAUCCUCCUGAGGUAAUAGACAGAAGGAUUCCUUUUGUGACAACACCAUCAUUUUUCCGCACCUUUGACUAUAAUGGUGAUGAUCAAAAGAGCAAUGUUGUGUUAUUACAAAACAAUUUCCAGACAACUUUUCCAUCCGAUGUUAAUUAUGGUGAAGUGUACAACAUCAAUGCUUAUGAUCAACCAAGAAACUAUAAUAAUACAUUUAUAAGUGGUGAAAGUGGAAUCAUAAGAAGGGCCCGACCAGCACGAGACGAACAAUUAAAGCCAAAUUCGAAACAAGGUGAUGCCGAAAGGAGAAUUCGUUUGGCAAAUAUGGGACAUGAUUCAAACAAGAGUAGUAAACAAGAACAGCAUAGUUCAAAACCAAUCACUACAGUGGAGAAGAAAGCUGCAGAAAAUCAUGCUGCCGAUGAUGAAAAUUCUACUGCAACUAAUCACACGUAUAAAAAGAGGAAGGCAUCCAAGUCAGUUGUCCAUAGAAAUAUUUCUGUAUUGCUUGGAAGGGUGCGGGCGCCUUUCAGAUCAAAGACUUCCUCCAACUGCGCCUUGUGGUCUUCCGUUUUUGUAGUUUCUGCCUCUGUACUUGUUUCAUUAGUAGCCUUUACUAACAUAUGGGGAUGUAUUAAAUUUUGA